Brettanomyces nanus is the source of this 1875-nucleotide messenger RNA. RefSeq lists its product as uncharacterized. Gene Ontology annotation, molecular function: ribosome binding; 7S RNA binding; protein binding. The coding region runs from base 1 to 1875 and encodes 624 amino acids. Gene Ontology annotation, cellular component: signal recognition particle, endoplasmic reticulum targeting. Gene Ontology annotation, biological process: SRP-dependent cotranslational protein targeting to membrane. The record is from RefSeq and is a predicted model, not a curated record. The transcript has a single exon. NCBI's taxonomy places the organism in Eukaryota, Fungi, Ascomycota, Pichiomycetes, Pichiales, Pichiaceae.
AUGUCCUCCCUUACAGACUUGAUAUCUCAGAUGCAGAUAUUUUCUGCAUCGGAUUCUCACAGCCAGGUUCUUCAAGCCGGAAGGAAGGUUCUUAUUCAAGAUGCUCACAAUUUGGGUGCGUUGAAGCAAUGCCUAGUGGCACUUAUCAAUAUGGACAAGUACGAGGCUGCUUUGAAAAUGAUGGAUGAAUACAAGGAGCUUUUGAAGACUGAUGAUUCUUCUGAUAAAUUGCUUCUUCUUGAAAAAGCAUACAUAUAUUACAAGACCAACAAUGGUGCCAAAUUGGAGUCAUUGAUCCCAUUGGCCAAAGGUAUUAGAGGCUUCCAGCAUAUCCUUGCGCAAUACUACUAUCGUAUUGGAAGGAAUGAAGAUGCAUUAAAGUUGUACCAGAUACUUUUACAACAUCCAGGAGCCGAAGAAAGUGACCUGAGUGUUAAUGAAACAGCCAUUCUGUCUCAAAUAAAGCAUGAAGAUUCUUCUGUCUCGAUUCCUUUAAUGUCCCGAAAUGCCUUCGGUUCUUACGAUCUAAUAUCAAAUAAGGCUUUGAUUAAAUUGUUUGAGCACAACUACUCAGAGUCGCUACAAUUGCUUGAAAAGGCAUUGAAAAUGGCCGAGGAGACUCUUAAAAACUACGAUUCCGAUUCCAGAGCUGCUGAAUUGAUUCCCAUUCAUGUGCAAAUUGCAUACGUGAACCAGUUACUAGGAAAUGCGGAUAAGGCAGAACAGAUCUUGGCGCAAUUUGAUGUUACAACGGUGAAAGAUCAAGUACUGAAGCUCAUUAUUACCAACAAUUUGAUCUCUUUAAAAGAUUCUGAUCGUUGCAACAACAAUCCUGCAUUGCUUUAUCGUGAGAUGGAUUUGCCAUCCUCCUUACACAACUCCUUGGAUCGUCUUACCCUUCCUCAAACCAAAAUUCUUCAGCGUAAUGAGCUUCUUUUGGCUCAAAGAGCUGGCAAAAACCUUACUGAUGUGGCCAAGAGGAACGCUGAAAAGUUCCCAGGAUCCGAUAUGGGCCUCGCUUUGUCCACUAUGGAAAAAACAGGUAUUGAAUUUGAAGAUCUAGACUUUGAGAAUAAUGUUAAAAAGCUCUUUCGAUACUCUAUAAAACAUCCUGAAGAUCUACCAUUUGCUCUGUUGGUCUGCCAAAUUAGUAUCGCUUAUGGUAACUUACAAAAUGCUGCUAUUCUUCUAGAAAAUAUUGUGCAACAUGAUGAGCAGGUUCUCUUUAACAAACCAGCUGUGGCUUCUCUGCUUUACUAUAUAUACGAAAAGUCGGACAAGAAGAAGUCCAUCAUUCAGCUCUUGAAUAGACUGUAUGAUGGCUUGUCAAUGAAAAAGAUCUCCAACUCUGAAGAAUACAAGCUACUCAAAUUCUCGGCCUUCCAGCUUUUAUCGAUCGAUGCUGAGAAAAGCAAACAACUAUUUGCAAAGAUUGAAGGAAUAGAGAAGGAACAAGUUCAAAAGAGUGCACUUGUUGAAGCAAUUCUUGGAGGAUCUGCCGAACAUCUACCUAGUGUUGAGUCCCUAGUGGCUGAAAUUAACACAGAUUCUUUAAUCGAGCAAGGAAUGGAACCUUUGAUGACUAAGAACGUCAAAGGAGAGAAUACAAAACCACAUAGUAAGGUCAUCAAACUGAAGAAAACGAAAAGAGAAAGAAAUAAACCGAAAAAACUACCAAAGAACCUUAGUAAGAAGAUUGACGAGGAAAGAUGGCUUCCGAUGAAAGAUAGAUCUUAUUACAAAUCGAAGAAGAGUAAGCAUAAUAAGACUCAAGGUGGAAUAGCGGACGAGUCCUUGGACAUUAACGAAAAGGUGAUUGAAAAGCCUCAAAACGGAAAGAAGAGAAAGAUCAAGAAGAAGAAAGGAGGAAAAUAA